AAAGCGCACCAACUGUCAAAAAAUCUUGACCAAACGCAACUCGCGCAAAGAGAAAAACAGUGUUUUCAUUCGCGUUCGGAAAAGGGAAAAAUCGUGCACAGCUGGUGAAAAAUCCACCCGAAAUAGCUUUUCUCCGAGUUCUGUGGGCAGUGCAGUGCGGUCCAGGAGUGUCAAUUCCAUUGUUCGCGAAAAUCCGCGGCCGAGAGUGAGUGCGCGAUCGAAGUGAGAGUGAUCGGUCAUUGUUUCGUUUUGUUACGACGUCGGAGGGAGGAAGAUCACUACAACAGGAAAAGGAACAAUGCUAAGAAGCGCUACGAACGACGGGGAAAUUCCUUUUAUGCCGUGAAAAAUCUUCAAAUUUUGAUUGUUGAGUUUGUAAAGGAGCAAGAGUGAAAAGCACUCUGCUGGUUGGUUUGUGGACGUGUGCGGGAAAGGAAGAGCACACACUUGCGUGUGGCGUACGUGAGCGAAGGCGACUAUCACCAAAAGAAAAGAGAAUGUCAAAAAGUGAUUUGGCCUGAUAACAGCAAAACAACACACAAUCACGUCGGGUCGUCGGAGCGGAGCCUUAGGAUUUUUUGAGAUUUUCGGCUGUGAAAGCCUAGGAAAGUGAAACCCGCGCAGUUUGUGGCGAUGAGUGGUGAAGAAAAUUGUAUCCCUCCUCCGAGCUAUCUUCAAGGAACUCAGCAGACCGUUCAGCAGAUGCGUCAGUUCCAGCACCAUUGCCGGAUCUGCGGCGAGACGGAGGGUCUUCGCCGGUGCAGUCGGUGUCAGGUGGCCUACUACUGCUGCCAGGACCACCAGAGGCUGGAUUGGCGUGUGCACAAGCUCGAGUGUCGUUCGAUCCACCAGCUGCAGCAGCAGUCGCCAUCGUCGUCGUCGUCGUUGUCCGGAGGCCUGCCGGGAGAACCGGGAAUGAUGAUGUUACCGCAAGCGACGGCAGUUCAGCAGCAACAGUAUGCCAUAUCCCAAAAUCAGGGAAUUUAUCGUGAUGGUUUGAUGGCGAUGGGCGCCGAUGGUGAUACCACUACCAGCGCAAUGAUGGGCCAGGUGCCGGACGGGGCAGGUCGGGUGGGGAUGACGACGGCGACGUCGGUGCUGCCGAAUGCGACGAUGACUUUGGAUCAGCCGACAAUCGACCGCCGGGUCUUUGCGAACGCAACUGGCGUACGUGCAGAAAUUUUGUCAACAAACGGACUGGAUGACACCAAUACCAGGAUGGCCACCAUGAGCACGCCGCCUCUCGUGCACCACCACCAGCAACGCUCGCAGCCGCAAUCGCCCUCCCCCUCAUCGCAGCAAGCGUCACCGUCGUCGACAUCGUCUUCGCCCAUCGCCGGCGGCACCUCCACCAUACGCCCCUCCCCCGGUCAAGCGUCGUCAUCGUCAUCGUCGAACGUCGAUCUGGUGGACGUCGAGGACGAACUGCUGCUGAGCGAGAACGCAGUCUCGAAGCUGUUUCCGAACGAUUCACUCACCACCGUUGAGGAGCUCGUCGACUUGGACCAGAUCGAUGUGGAUCACAUCCUGAACGAGAACAACUUCCUGAACAAUAUCAACAAUUUGAACUUUUUGGACGAAGCCCUUGGGGAAAGUGUUGAAAGCAGUAGGGUUAGCAGUGCUGGGGAAAACCUGGUGAUCAGUGGGGACAGUAGUAGCGGAAAUAACAGUGGAAACAAUAGUGGAUACAGUGUCGAGUCAGGAGGACCCGGGGGAAGUCCACAGGACUCGUUGUUGUUACCGGCGGACGAUAGUUUAGUGAACGGUAGUGAAAUGCAGUUAACACAACAGGCCAUGGCUGCCACGCUGCAGCAGCAGCAACAGCAGUUGAGUGGCACCGCAUCACCGGUGCCGGUGUCCACGGAAGAAAGUGUCAAUGCCUUGCUCAAUGCGAAGAUAGACAAUCUGCUGGGUAUCCAUCAGCAUCAGCAACAGCAGCAGCAGCAGCACCAACAACAACAGCAGAGGUCGCAGGUGCGGCCACCUAGUCAAGAAGAUGCCCUGCUGCUGGCCGAUUUGGAGCAGGAGAGUUUAGAGGAAGCGUGCAACAGUUUGAUUCGGGACAUGAAUGAGUACGGGGUGUGCGUGCUGGAUAAUUUUCUGGGGCAGGAACGGGGGUUGAAGGUGCUGCAUGAGGUCACCAACAUGUACUCGUCCGGAGUGUUUAAGGAUGGGCAGCUUGUUUCCAAUCGGGGCGGUAAAAAUAUGCGACACAUCCGGGGCGACAAGAUCGUGUGGAUCGGUGGAGGCGAACCGGGCUGUAACAACAUUGGAUACCUGAUCAAUAGGGUCGAUGCCAUAAUCACAAACUGUAAACGAAUGAUCAACAACGGCAAGCUAGGGCGGUACAACAUUAGAGAACGGACGAAGGCAAUGGUGGCAUGUUAUCCGGGUCACGGAUCGCACUACGUCAAACACGUGGACAACCCCAACAAAGAUGGCCGCUGUAUUACCGCCAUCUACUAUCUCAAUCUCAACUGGGACGUGCGGACGAGUGGCGGUCUCUUGCGAAUCUUCCCGGAAGGGUGCAACGACCGGGUGGCCGACAUCGAGCCCGUCUUCGACCGGAUUCUGUUCUUCUGGUCGGACCGGCGGAAUCCGCACGAGGUGCAGCCAUCGCACCGGACGCGCUACGCCAUCACCCUGUGGUAUCUGGACGCCGAGGAGCGGGAAUCGGCCCGGUUGCGAUACCAACGGGACUGCGAAAACACACGGUUCAGUGCGUGAGCGUGAGCGUGUGAGCAUCGCUCCGUGCCGCAACGCGGUAAGUUACACACACACAUAUUGUUUAAAUAGUCUCUUAGCUUUAGGUUUGGAUUGUUGACUUUUGUGUCAAUGUAAAACAGUAUAGUAAGUAGCUUAGGAUAGUCUGUUUUUUAAGGAAUUAACUUUUACAAAACAAAUUCUACCACAGCACCGAUGUGAACGAAGGCAUGAGACAAAGUCGAAUAAUUUAUUUAGCUGAAACUUAUAUACAUAUACUAUCAAAUACUGAUAAAUGAGAAUGUGAUAUUGUAUUAACGAUUAAGAGAAUACCGCAAAGUAACUGUUAUAUUACCUGCAAUUAUUAUAUUUUUCAACUAGUUCUUUUUGUUCAGUGUACAGUUCUCCUUAUAUAGGAAAAAAAAAAACUCGGACAUACAACAAACUAAAGAAAAGAGAACAUCAAACACGCAAAGUUAGUCAAAUGUUAGCUUUAGAGCAUCCGCAGUAGUGCCGGAACUGUUGCAAACAGUUACGCACAGAGAGCGUGCCAUUGCAUUGGGGCGGCUCCUAGUACCAAAUUAACAGCGGUCGUUGAAUUUCGACGAUAGCGACAUCUGACGGAGCACGUUGUUCGAAUACAUAGUGAAAAAGGCCAAUGACAUAAAAGUUGACUCCAGAAACAAAAAGUCUAGGAAUACGUACGUAGUAGCUAGGGUACACCAGUUUGGAUAGGCUGUCUUUCCGAUGAUCAUAGAUCUUGGUGCACGGUACUGAGAUGCUGUGCAUGAGUAUUUUUUGAGAGAUGAAAAGAUAGACAAAAGUGAAGGGAGACUAAAUUCAAGUGCUAAUAUUUUUUCUUCGUAAUUUUCUCCCUAUUUGGAAAGUACAUUGGAACGGGUAUUUAGCAGGGAAGCGCAGGACAGUAACAGAAAGGUUAUAAAAAAUGAAUAAAAACACGUUUAGUUCUGAAAAA
This is a messenger RNA of Aedes albopictus (Asian tiger mosquito), 3679 nucleotides long. RefSeq names its product prolyl hydroxylase EGLN2 (gene Hph). Gene Ontology annotation, biological process: cellular response to hypoxia. Bases 634 to 2727 code for a protein of 697 amino acids. The record is from RefSeq and is a predicted model, not a curated record. The transcript has 6 exons. Gene Ontology annotation, molecular function: L-ascorbic acid binding; ferrous iron binding; peptidyl-proline dioxygenase activity. Lineage: Eukaryota; Metazoa; Arthropoda; Insecta; Diptera; Culicidae.